Molecule: messenger RNA, 949 nt
Organism: Argentina anserina (silverweed cinquefoil)
Lineage: Eukaryota; Viridiplantae; Streptophyta; Magnoliopsida; Rosales; Rosaceae
Exons: 2
Coding region: 160-684 (174 amino acids)
Cellular component (GO): cytoplasm
Molecular function (GO): protein-disulfide reductase activity
Source: RefSeq, a predicted model, not a curated record
UGCUAGCUACUCUUCAAGCCGCCACUCCAUCAUCAAACUCCGCUGUACUUCCCUUUCAUACCUUCCCUUAAUUCCCAUCAUCUAACUUUCAUCUCUCUCAAUUCUCAUUCUAUAUAAUCAAAUUCUCGAUCCCCCAAUGUAUAUCUCUUACACGCUUCUAUGGCCACCAUAACUGAAUCCACCGCUCUCUUUUCUCCUUCAUAUCUCCAGCCGCCGAUCACGUCAAGGCCUGCUAUUUCCGUCUCCUUCCGUCAAUUCCGUGGCUUGAAGGUCCAAUCUCCCCUAUAUCCCUCCGUUACUCCAAAAGUCUCGCGUCGUUCAUCGACGCCCGGCAUUGUGUCUCAAGCGCAAAACACCACCGCUCUUGAUAUUCCCACAGUGACCAAUACAACAUGGCAAUCUCUAGUUCUCAAAGCCGAUGGACCUGUACUGGUUGAGUUUUGGGCUCCUUGGUGUGGGCCAUGCCGCAUGAUCCAUCCAGUUGUAGGUGAACUAGCACAGGAGUAUGCUGGGAAGCUUAAGUGCUUCAGGUUAAGCACAGACGAUAGUCCUUCAAUUGCGACUCGAUAUGGAGUUCGGAGCGUCCCAACCAUGUUGAUUUUCUACAAAGGUGAGAAAAAAGACACGGUAAUUGGUGCUGUGCCGAAAACCACAUUGACUGCAAAGAUAGAGAAAUAUUUGUAAAGGUGUGUGUGGAAGGCCUUGAAAAAGUUAUGCACUGUAGUAUCUUUACAUGUUCUCUCUCCUGGGUUAUACAUGUUUAGCCUGUCAAAUUUGAAAGUUCUUCUAUCUUAUCUUUCAUUCUAUAUGGCACCCAUAUGAUCAUCAAUAAUAUAGCCUUGCCGAGGAUUUCUCGGCCCCAAAAGAUUUAUUUCGAUGGCCAACUUGUGCAACUUGAAUUCUCAGGUCUACUUGAGCUUGAAUUCUGACGAUGGAGACCCUGGUCCUG